Messenger RNA from Carcharodon carcharias (great white shark), 811 nucleotides. It is a transcript of the gene sgf29, whose product is annotated as SAGA complex associated factor 29. The transcript has 5 exons. NCBI's taxonomy places the organism in Eukaryota, Metazoa, Chordata, Chondrichthyes, Lamniformes, Lamnidae. Gene Ontology annotation, cellular component: SAGA complex. The record is from RefSeq and is a predicted model, not a curated record. The coding region runs from base 1 to 528 and encodes 175 amino acids.
AUGAAGAACCAGCGGGAAAUGCCCUUGGAUUCGAUUUGGCCAGUGGCUGGGGCUCUGGGAAUCGUACCUCCCCCGCUCUGUGGGGCGAUCCCAGCCUCCAGUGACUAUGUGGCGAAGCCGGGGGAUAAGGUUGCAGCGAGGGUGAAGGGUCUGGACGGCGAUGAGCAGUGGAUCCUCGCUGAGGUGGUCAGCUACAGCCACACGGCCAACAAGUACGAGGUGGACGACAUCGACGAGGAAGGAAAAGAGAGACACACCUUGAGUCGUAGGCGUAUCAUACCUCUUCCCCAGUGGAAAGCGAAUCCUGAGACAGAUCCUGAGGCUUUGUUUCAGAAAGAUCAGCUCGUUCUCGCCCUGUACCCACAGACCACCUGCUUCUACCGGGCCCUCAUCCACACACCUCCCCAAAGGCCCCAGGAAGACUAUUCUGUGCUGUUUGAGGACACUUCUUACGCCGAUGGGUACUCACCCCCGCUCAAUGUCGCCCAGCGCUAUGUGGUAGCCUGCAAGGAGACUAAGAAGAAAUGAGCACCAUGGAGGGCAUCGAGGGAACCUCCGAUGGGAGGAGCGAGGGACUUAUCAUCUGCUCUGUUCUUCCCUUGCUUUUCCCCCUCCCUUUUCCAAUGUCCACUUUGCCUCACCAGCUCCAGCUUCCCUCUGCACUGAAUAUCCCUCGGUGCAGGGUUCACAUCUGGAGGGUCAGUGCUGAGGGAGAGCCUCACUGUGGGAGGGUCAGUGCUGAGGGAGAGCCGCACUGUAGGGGGGUCAGUGCUGAGGGAGAGCCGCACUGUCGGAGGGUCAGUGCUGAGGG